Messenger RNA from Anas platyrhynchos (mallard), 12334 nucleotides. It is a transcript of the gene USP34, whose product is annotated as ubiquitin specific peptidase 34. Gene Ontology annotation, biological process: protein deubiquitination. Lineage: Eukaryota; Metazoa; Chordata; Aves; Anseriformes; Anatidae. Gene Ontology annotation, cellular component: nucleus; cytosol. Gene Ontology annotation, molecular function: cysteine-type deubiquitinase activity. The record is from RefSeq and is a predicted model, not a curated record.
ACCUCCCUCCCUCCCGGGCCGAAGAAGCGGCCCCCAGCCCGCCUCAAGAGUUUAAUAACGGCGGGGGGAGCACGGAGCGAGCCCGGGGGGCUCGGCCGAGGCUGCCCGGAGCAGCGGGGCAGCAAGCGGCGCGGCGCGGCUCCCCCCUCGCGGGAGGCGGGCGCGGCUCGGCGCUUCCCGCCCUGCCCAGGCUACGCGAGGCGCCGCAACCGCCGCCGCCAUUUUAGCCCGGCGGCCCCGGCUGCCGGCCCGGCCCCUUCCUCCUCCUCCUCCUCCUCCUCCUCCUCGGCCCGGGGGGAGGAAGGCGGGGCGAGAGGGACGGGAGGAGGGACCCGGCCGCCUUCGCCCGCUGCCUGGUCGGAAACUGCCGAGCUGAGCCCGAGCGCCCCGUCCUCCUCCUCCUCCUCCUCCCCCCCCCUUCGCCGCCGUCCCCUCCUCCUCCUUCCCCCUCAGCAAAAUGGCGGCGCGUGGAGCCACUGGGAGCCAGUGAGUGACUCGGCUUCUCCUCCCCGCCGCCGCCGCCGCCGCCACAGGCUCAUUUGCAUUGAUCAGCCGCCCCAUCCCCCCCUCCCCGAUCCCACAGCGGCCCCGGCCUCUCCCCCCUCUCCCUGCCCGGCCCUGCCCUGCCCUGCCCUUCCCUUCCCGCCCCCUCCCUCCCCUCCCCCCGGCUGACCCCCGCCCCGGCCCCCAUCAAUCAUCAAUCAGCAGCACCGAGCGGAUCAAUCAAUGGUCGGGAGGAGGCGGCGGCGGCGGCUGCUGCUGUUAAUGAACAAUGUGUGAGAGCUGCGCCGAGCUGCUGGAGGUGUUAAAUGAGAUAUCUGACAUUGAAGGUGCUGAUGGGUUGCAGCUCAGAAAGGAACAUGCGCUCAAGAUAUUUGCUUACAUCAAUUCCUGGACACAAAGACAAUGUCUGUGCUGUUUCAAGGAGUAUAAACAUUUGGAGAUCUUUAACCAAGUAGUAUGUGCGCUUAUUAACUUAGUGAUUGCCCAAGUUCAAGCUCUGCGGGACCAGCUCUGUAAACAUUGCACUAUUAAUAUAGAUUCAACAUGGCAAGAUCAGAGUAAUCAUGCUGAUGAGCCCUUGAAUGUAGAAAGAGAGUCUCAUGAAGAAGAAAAUGGAGAACGGCAAAAAUCUAUAGAGAAAAAAAUAGAUUCUGCAAGAACUUGUGUCCUGACAGAGGAGGAGUCUGCAAAGAACACUGAUGCUUUUAGCUUAUGGAGCACUGAUGAGAAGGAAAAGUUGUUGCUGUGUGUGGCAAAAAUCUUUCAGAUUCAGUUUCCUCUGUACACUGCUUAUAAGCAUAAUACUCAUCCCACAAUAGAGGAAGGCAAAAAGGGGACUGUAGCGAAGCCUUUCUUCCAGAAGGAUAUUUCUGCUCAAGAAAGCAAUAUACUAGGGGCAUUCUGUGACAUGAAUGAUGUAGAAGUACCAUUGCACUUGCUUCGCUAUGUUUGUCUAUUUUGUGGAAAAAAUGGCCUUUCCCUCAUGAAGGAUUGUUUUGAAUACGGAACCCCUGAGACACUGCCAUUUCUUAUAGCACAUGCAUUUAUCACAGUGGUAUCGAAUAUCAGAAUAUGGCUACACAUCCCUGCUGUCAUGCAGCACAUUAUACCCUUUAGGACUUACGUUAUCAGGUAUUUAUGUAAACUGUCAGACCAGGAGUUGAGACAAAGCGCAGCCCGGAACAUGGCAGAUUUAAUGUGGAGCACAGUUAAAGAACCAUUGGAUACAGCCUUGUGUUUUGAUAAAGAAAGUCUUGAUCUUGCAUUUAAAUACUUUAUGUCUCCAACUCUAACAAUGCGAUUGGCUGGGCUGAGUCAAAUAACAAAUCAACUUCAUACCUUCAAUGAUGUGUGUAAUAAUGAGUCAUUAGUUUCAGACACAGAAACAUCAAUUGCAAAAGAGCUUGCAGACUGGCUUAUCAGCAACAAUGUAGUUGAGCACAUUUUUGGACCAAAUUUACAUAUUGAGAUCAUCAAACAGUGCCAAGUGAUUCUGAAUUUUCUUGCAGCUGAAGGGAGACUCAGUACUCAACAUAUAGACUGUAUUUGGGCUGCAGCACAGCUGAAGCAUUGCAGUCGUUACAUCCACGAUUUAUUUCCUUCCUUGAUCAAAAACUUGGACCCUGUCCCACUUAGGCAUCUUCUUAACCUCGUUUCAACUCUUCAUCCAAGUGCUCACACGGAACAGACAUUAUAUUUGGCAUCAAUGCUUAUAAAAGCACUGUGGAAUAAUGCACUAGCAGCUAAGGCUCAGCUGUCAAAACAAAGCUCUUUUGCAUCUUUACUCAGUACUAAUCUACCAAUGGGAAACAAAAAAGAAGAAGAAGAGCUCAGAAGAGCAGCCCCUUCACCUUGGUCACCAGCAGCUAGCCCUCAGAGUAGUGACAACAGUGACACCCAUCAGAGUGGAGGCAGUGAUAUUGAAAUGGAAGAACAGCUUAUUAACAGAACAAAACAUGUACAGCAGCGACUUUCAGAUACGGAGGAGUCCAUGCAAGGAAGCUCUGAUGAGACAGCAAACAGCGGUGAAGAUGGCAGUAGUGGUCCUGGUAGUAGCAGUGGCCACAGUGAUGGAUCCAGUAAUGAGGCCAACUCUAGUCAUGCAAGCCAGUCUGCUGGAAGUCCUGGCAGUGAAGUGCAAUCUGAAGACAUUGCAGAUAUUGAAGCCCUCAAAGAAGAGGAGGAUGAAGAGGAAGAGGAUAGGAGUCAUAAUCCCCAAAAAAGCAGUAGGAGCACAGAUCUACGGAGCAGGAAACUGGAAUCUCAAACAGGCAUUUGUCUGGGAGAUUCACAAGGGGCAUCAGAGAGGAGCGGUGCAAAUAAUGGGGCAGGAAAGGACCAUGUUUUUAAUACUGACUCUGUGACACCAGUGGAUAAUCGAAUUAGAAUGCUAGAUGCCUGUUCCCAUGCUGAGGAUGCAGAGCAUGACAUGGCAGGGGAAAUGAGCACUGCUCACAUUUCACAAGGGUCUCAAGAUUCUUGUAUAACUCAUACAGGGGACUUUCUGGGGGAAACUAUUGGAAAUGAAUUAUUUAACUGUCGGCAAUUCAUUGGUCCACAGCAUCACCACCACCACCACCACCACCACCAUCACCAUGAUGGACAUAUGGUUGAUGACAUGUUAAGUGCAGAUGAUGUCAGUUGCAGUAGUUCUCAAGUCAGUGCAAAAUCAGAGAAAAAUAUGGCAGAUUUUGAUGGGGAAGAGUCUGGCUGUGAAGAAGAGCUUGUACAGAUUAAUUCACAUGCUGAGCUAACAUCCCAUCUCCAGCAGCAUCUUCCUAACCUCGCCUCUAUCUAUCAUGAACAUCUUACUCAAGGACCAGCAGUUCAUAAACAUCAAUAUAAUAGCAAUGCGGUGACGGACAUUAAUUUGGAUAAUGUUUGUAAGAAAGGAAAUACCCUUUUGUGGGAUCUGGUCCAGGAUGAAGAUGCAAUUCAUCUCUCUGAAGGGUUAAUAAAUGAAGCAGAGAAGCUGCUCUGUUCUUUAGUAUGCUGGUUCACUGACAGACAGAUUCGAAUGAGAUUUAUUGAAGGCUGCUUAGAAAAUUUAGCAAACAACAGAUCAGUAGUAGUUUCACUUCGUCUUCUUCCAAAGUUAUUUGGUACGUUUCAACAGUUUGGGAGCAGUUAUGAUACACAUUGGAUAACAAUGUGGGCAGAAAAGGAACUUAACAUGAUGAAACUUUUCUUUGAUAAUUUGGUACACUACAUCCAGGCAGUCAGGGAAGGACGACACAAACAUACGUUAUACAGUCACAGUGCAGAAGUUCAGGUUCGUCUUCAAUUCCUGACAUGCGUGUUUUCAACUCUAGGAUCACCAGAUCAUUUCAGGUUGAGUUUAGAACAAGUGGACAUAUUGUGGCACUGCUUAGUAGAAGAUUCUGAAUGUUAUGAUGAUGCACUACACUGGUUCUUGAAUCAAGUACGAAGUAAAGAUCAGCAUGCUAUGGGUAUGGAGACUUACAAGCAUCUUUUCUUGGAAAAGAUGCCACAGCUAAAACCUGAAACUAUUAGUAUGACUGGCCUCAACCUCUUCCAACAUCUGUGCAAUUUGGCUCGGCUGGCAACUAGUGCAUAUGAUGGUGGCUCAAACUCAGAGUUGUGUGGCAUGGACCAAUUCUGGGGUAUUGCUUUAAGAGCACAGUCCGGUGAUGUCAGUCGAGCAGCUAUCCAGUAUAUCAACUCUUAUUAUAUCAAUGGUAAAACUGGUCUUGAAAAAGAACAGGAGUUUAUUAGCAAGUGUAUGGAGAGCCUGAUGAUAGCUUCUAGUAAUCUUGAGCAAGAUUCUCACUCAAGUCUGACAAUUAUUGAAAGAGGACUCUUAAUGCUAAAGACACACCUGGAAGCUUUUAGGAGAAGGUUUGCAUAUCAUCUGAGACAGUGGCAGAUUGAAGGUACUGGUAUCAGCAGUCACUUGAAAGCCCUGAGUGACAAACAGUCACUACCAUUAAGAAUUGUAUGUCAGCCAGCAGGACUUCCUGACAAGAUGACUAUAGAAAUGUAUCCCAGUGAUCAGGUGGCAGAUCUACGAGCAGAAGUCACCCAUUGGUAUGAAAAUUUGCAGAAGGAGCAGAUAAAUCAACAAGCACAGCUUCAGGAGUUUGGCCAAAGCAGCCGCAAAGGGGAUUUCCCUGGUGGCCUUAUGGGACCUGUGAGAAUGAUUUCAUCUGGGCACGAACUGACAACUGAUUAUGAUGAAAAAACCCUUCACGAAUUGGGUUUCAAGGAUAUGCAGAUGGUGUUUGUAUCCUUGGGAGCACCAAGGAGAGAACGUAAAGGUGAAGGCGUUCAGCUUCCAGCAUCUUGCCUACCUCCUCCUCAAAAGGACAACAUUCCAAUGCUUUUACUAUUGCAAGAACCUCAUCUUACCACCCUUUUUGAUUUGUUAGAGAUGCUUGCCUCUUUUAAACCUCCUUCUGGAGAAGUGGCUAUGGAGGAUAGUGAGAGUGCAAGAUGUGAAGAACUCCAUCUCCAUGCAGAAAACUUAUCCAGACGUGUUUGGGAACUGUUAAUGCUUCUACCAACGUGCCCUAAUAUGUUACAGGCAUUCCAAAAUAUUUCAGAUGAGCAGGGUAAUGAUGGCUUUAGCUGGAAGGAUCUUCUGCGAAUAAAAAGUGCCCAUAAACUUUUGUACGCCCUGGAAAUUAUUGAAGCUCUGGGAAAGCCCAACAGAAGAAUAAGACGUGAAUCUACGGGAAGUUACAGUGAUCUUUACCCAGACUCAGAUGAUUCAAGUGAAGAUCAAAUAGAAAAUAGUAAAAACACAUGGAGCUGCAAGUUUGUUGCUGCUGGAGGGCUCCAACAAUUACUCGAAAUUUUUAAUUCUGGAAUCUUAGAGCCUAAAGAACAGGAAUCAUGGACUGUGUGGCAGCUGGACUGCCUUGCUUGCUUGCUGAAGCUGAUAUGCCAGUUUGCAGUUGAUCCUUCAGAUCUGGAUUUAGCUUACCACGAUGUGUUUGCCUGGUCUGGUGUAGCAGAGAGUCACAGAAAAAGAACGUGGCCAGGCAAAUCAAGGAAGACUGCAAGUGACCAUGUGAAGGGCCUUCAUAUACCUCGUUUAACAGAGGUGUUUCUUGUACUUGUCCAGGGAACCAGUUUGAUUCAGCGACUUAUGUCAGUUGCUUAUACAUAUGACAACUUGGCACCUAGGGUGUUGAAAGCUCAGUCAGAUCACAGAUCAAGACACGAAGUUACUCAUUAUUCAAUGUGGCUCUUGGUGAGUUGGGCUCACUGCUGUUCCUCGGUGAAAUCCAGUCUGGCAGACAGUGAUCAUUUGCAAGACUGGCUAAAGAAGCUUACCCUUCUUAUUCCAGAGACUGCCGUUCGCCAUGAGUCAUGCAAUGGUUUAUACAAGUUAUCUCUCUCUGGUCUCGAUGGGGGGGACUCAAUUAAUCGGUCCUUUCUGCUGCUGGCUGCAUCAACAUUACUAAAAUUUCUUCCUGAUGCUCAAGCUCUGAAACCUAUCCGGGUGGAGGAUUAUGAAGAAGAACCAGUGCUACGACCAGGUUGUAAGGAAUAUUUUUGGUUGCUGUGCAAACUGAUUGAUAACAUACAUGUCAAAGAUGCAAGUCAGACCACACUCCUUGAUUUAGAUGCACUAGCAAGACAUCUUGCUGACUGCAUUCGGAGCAGAGAAAUCCUUGACCAUCAAGACGGUAAUAUAGAAGAUGACGGACUUACAGGACUGCUUCGCCUUGCAACAAGUGUUAUUAAGCACAAACCACCUUUUAAAUUUUCUCGUGAAGGGCAGGAGUUUCUGAGAGACAUCUUCAAUCUUCUGUUCUUGCUGCCAAGUUUAAAAGAUAGACAGCAGCCAAAAUGCAAGUCACAUUCUUCAAGGGCUGCAGCAUAUGACUUGUUGGUAGAAAUGGUGAAAGGGUCCGUGGAAAACUACAGGCUGCUCCACAACUGGGUUAUGGCACAACAUAUGCAGUCUUCCCAUGCACCUUACAAGUGGGAUUAUUGGCCCCAUGAUGAUGUUCGAGCUGAAUGUAGGUUUGUGGGUCUGACUAAUCUUGGAGCAACGUGUUACUUGGCAUCCACUAUUCAGCAGCUCUAUAUGAUACCAGAGGCCAGACAAGCAAUCUUUACUGCAAAGUAUUCAGAAGAUAUGAAACACAAGACCACUCUACUAGAACUCCAGAAAAUGUUUACAUACUUAAUGGAAAGUGAAUGUAAGGCAUACAAUCCAAGGCCUUUCUGUAAAACCUAUACCAUGGAUAAGCAGCCAUUGAACACCGGAGAGCAGAAAGAUAUGACUGAAUUCUUCACUGACCUGAUAACAAAAAUAGAAGAAAUGUCUCCUGAACUGAAAAAUACAGUGAAAAGUUUGUUCGGAGGUGUUAUUACAAACAAUGUUGUUUCUUUGGACUGUGAGCAUGUAAGUCAGACUGCUGAAGAGUUCUAUACAGUAAGGUGCCAGGUGGCAGAUAUGAAGAAUAUUUAUGAAUCUCUUGAUGAAGUAACUAUUAAAGAUACCUUGGAAGGUGAUAACAUGUAUACAUGUUCACAUUGUGGGAAGAAAGUGCGGGCUGAAAAAAGGGCAUGUUUUAAGAAACUACCUCGUAUCUUAAGCUUCAACACAAUGAGAUAUACUUUCAAUAUGGUAACAAUGAUGAAGGAGAAGGUCAAUACUCAUUUUUCAUUCCCUCUGCGUUUGGAUAUGACACCUUACACUGAAGAUUUCCUCAUGGGAAAAAAUGACAGAAAAGAAGGUUUUAAGGAAGAUGGUGAAUAUUUGAAAGAAACCGAGAGUUACGAGUAUGAUCUGAUAGGUGUAACGGUUCAUACAGGAACUGCAGAUGGUGGACAUUACUAUAGCUUUAUCAGAGAUAUAGUCAAUCCCCAUGCUUACAAAAACAACAAAUGGUAUCUUUUCAAUGAUGCUGAAGUUAAACCAUUUGAUUCUGCCCAGCUUGCCUCAGAAUGUUUUGGUGGAGAAAUGACUACAAAAACAUAUGAUUCCGUUACUGAUAAAUUUAUGGACUUCUCCUUUGAAAAGACACACAGUGCUUACAUGCUGUUUUAUAAACGGAUGGAACCAGAGGAGGAAAAUGGCAAAGACUACAAAUUUGAUGUUUCAUCAGAAUUGCUGGAGUGGAUAUGGCAUGAUAACAUGCAGUUUCUUCAAGACAAGAACAUUUUUGAACAUACGUAUUUUGGGUUUAUGUGGCAGUUGUGUAGUAGCAUCCCAAGCACACUACCAGAUCCAAAAGCAGUUUCCCUGAUGACAGCAAAGUUAAGCACUUCCUUUGUGCUAGAGACAUUUAUUCAUUCAAAGGAAAAGCCUACAAUGCUUCAGUGGAUUGAACUGUUAACAAAACAGUUUAAUAACAGUCAGGCAGCUUGUGAAGUAAGUGACUUAGGAACUCAGCAAAGUACAAACCAACUUUCUAUAUAUUGUUUAACUUUCCUGGAGUGGUUUUUGGAUCGUAUGGCUGAUGAUGAUUGGUGGCCAAUGCAGAUUCUAAUAAAGUGUCCCAAUCAGAUUGUGAGACAGAUGUUCCAGCGCUUGUGUAUUCAUGUGAUACAGAGACUGAGGCCAGUGCAUGCACAUCUUUAUCUCCAGCCAGGAAUGGAAGACUGUUCGGAUGACAUGGAUGGUCCCGUGGAAGACAUCGGCAGUCGCUCUUGUGUAACACGUUUUGUGAAGACUCUCUUGUCAAUUAUGGAGCACGGUGUUAAGCCUCACAGUAAACAUCUCACUGAAUACUUUGCCUUUCUUUAUGAAUUUGCCAAAAUGGGAGAAGAGGAAAGCCAGUUCUUGCUCUCAUUGCAAGCCAUAUCAACAAUGGUCCAUUUCUACAUGGGAACUAAAGGACCUGAAAAUCCACAGGUUGAAGUACUUUCUGAGGAAGAAGGGGAGGAAGAGGAGGAAGAGGAAGAUAUACUUUCUUUAGCAGAAGAAAAAUACAGGCCUGCUGCACUUGAAAAGAUGAUUGCCCUGAUUGCUCUUCUAGUGGAACAAUCUCGCUCAGAAAGACAUUUGACUUUAUCACAGAAUGACAUGGCAGCAUUAACAGGAGGAAAGGGUUUUCCUUUUUUGUUUCAACAUAUCCGUGAUGGAAUCAACAUCAGGCAAACUUGCAAUCUCAUUUUCAGUUUGUGUCGGUACAAUAAUCGACUCGCAGAACAUAUUGUGUCCAUGCUUUUCACAUCUAUAGCAAAGUUGACUCCUGAGGCAGCCAAUCCUUUUUUCAAAUUGCUGACUAUGCUAAUGGAAUUUGCUGGUGGACCCCCAGGAAUGCCCCCCUUUGCUUCUUACAUUCUGCAGAGGAUAUGGGAGGUCAUUGAAUACAACCCAUCUCAGUGUCUGGAUUGGCUGGCUGUGCAAACACCUCGAAAUAAACUCGCUCACAGCUGGGUGCUGCAAAACAUGGAAAACUGGGUUGAACGUUUUCUUCUGGCACAUAACUAUCCUAGAGUGAGAACUUCUGCAGCCUAUCUCUUGGUGUCGCUUAUUCCAAGCAAUUCCUUCCGUCAGAUGUUCCGAUCAACCCGUUCUUUGCACAUCCCUACACGCGAUCUGCCUCUCAGCCCCGAUACCACCGUAGUUCUGCAUCAAGUCUACAACGUGCUUCUUGGCCUUCUUUCAAGAGCUAAACUAUAUGUCGAUGCUGCUGUUCAUGGCACUACAAAACUUGUGCCCUACUUCAGUUUCAUGACAUACUGUUUGAUCUCAAAAACUGAGAAACUCAUGUUUUCUACCUACUUCAUGGACUUAUGGAACCUUUUCCAGCCUAAACUUUCUGAGCCAGCUAUAGCCACCAACCACAACAAACAGGCUUUGCUGUCGUUUUGGUACAACGUCUGUGUCGACUGUCCAGAGAAUGUACGCCUUAUUGUACAGAAUCCUGUGGUGACGAAGAACAUUGCCUUCAAUUACAUCCUCGCAGACCACGACGAUCAAGACGUGGUGCUCUUUAACCGUGGGAUGCUGCCUGCCUACUACGGCAUCUUGCGCCUCUGCUGUGAGCAGUCUCCUGCAUUCACGAGGCAGUUGGCUUCUCACCAGAAUAUCCAGUGGGCCUUUAAGAAUCUUACACCACAUGCCAGCCAGUACCCAGGAGCAGUAGAAGAGCUGUUUAACCUCAUGCAACUGUUUGUAGCUCAGAGACCAGACAUGAGAGAAGAAGAGAUAGAAGACAUAAAGCAAUUUAAGAAAACAACCAUAAGCUGUUACCUGCGCUGCUUGGAUGGACGAUCUUGUUGGACAACUUUAAUAAGUGCCUUCAGAAUAUUAUUAGAAUCAGAUGAAGACAGACUUCUUGUUGUGUUUAACAGAGGAUUGAUUCUGAUGACUGAGUCCUUUAACACGUUGCACAUGAUGUACCACGAGGCUACAGCUUGCCACGUGACUGGAGACCUGGUAGAACUUCUGUCUAUAUUCCUUUCAGUUCUUAAAUCAACACGUCCAUAUCUUCAAAGAAAAGAUGUGAAGCAAGCUCUCAUUCAGUGGCAGGAGCGAAUUGAAUUUGCCCAUAAGCUUUUAACUUUGCUAAAUUCCUAUAGUCCUCCAGAACUUAGAAAUGCUUGUAUUGAUGUCCUCAAGGAGCUUGUACUUUUAAGUCCUCAUGAUUUCCUACAUACUCUGGUUCCAUUUCUACAGCACAAUCAUUGUACAUACCACCACAGUAAUAUCCCAAUGUCUCUAGGACCUUAUUUUCCAUGUCGUGAAAAUUUGAAAUUAAUAGGGGGAAAAAGCAAUAUUCGUCCUCCACGUCCUGAACUUAAUAUGUGCCUCUUGCCUACAAUGGUGGAAGCCAGCAAGGUACAGUGGUCGCAAGGACACACUGGGUGCAGGCACAGCCCCAGUGGACACUGCUAUUCAGAAAGAAUCCAAUCUCCUGCACAUGGGGCCUAUGUGCACAUAGAUGGGAAUCUGUGUGGGCAACACAUUUCGAAGAAGCACGGUUACUGUAGGGGCAAAGAUGAUGUUUAUGAUCGUAUGCUGCUAGACUACUUCUUUUCUUAUCAUCAGUUCAUUCAUCUACUAUGCCGAGUUGCAAUCAACUGUGAAAAAUUUACUGAAACAUUAGUUAAAAUGAGUGUCCUAGUUGCAUAUGAAGGUUUACCACUUCAUCUUGCAUUAUUCCCCAAACUUUGGACUGAGCUUUGUCAGACUCAGUCUGCAAUGUCAAAGAACUGUGUAAAGCUCCUCUGUGAAGAUCCGGUUUUUGCAGAAUAUAUAAAAUGCAUUCUAAUGGAUGAAAGGACCUUUCUUAACAACAACAUUGUAUACACCUUUCUGACCCAUUUUCUUCUAAAGGUUCAGGGGCAGGUGUUUUCUGAAGCAAACUGUGCCAACUUAAUCAAUACUCUAAUUACAAAUCUAAUAAACCAGUAUCAAAGCCUAGAAUCUGACUUCAGCAACCAGAGACUUGAAAUCUCCAAAGCAAGCUCUACUUUAAAUGGGGACCUCCGAGCACUUGCCUUGCUGCUUUCAGUGCACACUCCCAAACAGCUCAAUUCAGCCCUGAUUCCAACUCUACAAGAGCUUUUAAACAAAUGUAGAGCGUGUCAACAACAAAGGAACUCACUACAAGAGCAAGAAGCCAAAGAAAGAAAAACUAAAGACGAUGAAGGAGCUACUCCUGUAAAAAGAAGACGGGUCAGCAGUGAUGAGGAGCACACUGUAGAUAGCUGUAUCAGUGAUAUAAAAACUGAACCCCAGGAGGCACUGACCCCAACAAGCACUUCAGAUAACGAGACGCGGGACUCUUCGAUCAUUGAUCCGGGCACUGAACAAGAUCCUCCUUCCCCUGAAAACAGUUCUGUCAAAGAGUACAGAAUGGAAGUUCCAUCUUCGUUUUCAGAAGACAUAAUGCUAGCAACGAGGUCGCAACACACAGAAGAGCAGUCAGGAAAUGGUAAAUUUGAAGAAUGCAAAGAAUUUAAAGACCUGCAGACUUCCAAGGAUUCCAUUGUAGCUGAGGAGGACUCGGAGUUUCCUUCCACAUCGAUUUCAGCGGUUUUAUCUGACCUUGCAGAUUUGAGAAGCUGUGAUGGUCAAGCCUUACCAUCCCAGGACCCUGAAACUAGUUUAUCAAUCAGUUGUGGCCAUUCCAGAGGACUUUUUAGUCAUAUGCAGCAGCAUGACAUUUUAGACAUCCUGUGUAGGACCAUUGAGUCUACGAUUCAUGUGGUCACAAGGAUAUCUGGAAAAGGAAACCAAGCUGCUUCUUGACAUUAGAUGGAGCAUGUCUGCUUUUAAGUCUUUUUUUUUCCCCAAAAAAUGCUGUUUGUAUAAGUUUUGCUUAUUUCUGUUUUGUGCUUCAGUUUGUCCAGUGCUCUCUGCUUGAAUGGCAAGAUAGAUUUAUAUGCUUAAUUCUUGGUCAGGCAGAACUCCAGAUUUUUAUUUUAUUUUAUUUUUUUGCAUCUACCGUACACUUUCUUAAAGGGCAAUCAGAUAAUGGAUAUGUUUUAUGUAAUUAAGAGUUCACUGUAGUGGCUUUCAUUUAAUAUGGCUGUCUGGGAGAACAGGGCCUCCUUGCCCUGUAUGAUGUAAUUUAAACUUAUGGCAUUUUUACUGUGUAUAAUAUGGUGUCCUCUGUGCCAGUUUUGUACCUUAUAAUAGAGGCAGAUUGCCUCAGAUCGCUGUGGUUCUUAUUAUCAAAAUUAAGUUUACUUGUAUACUAAACAACCACAAGAAAUUUGAUUCUGUAAAGAAUCCUCUUUAGCUGUGGCCUGGCAGUAUAUAUAUGGUGCUUUAUUUAACAGAAUACCUGUGGAGGAAAUAAAGCACACUUGAUGUAAAAUUAAUUGUUUUAUUUUUAUUGACAUGAUCAAUUGCUAUUCUGUGCACUUCAUUAAACUGAUUGUGAUGACUUUU